AUGUCAGUGCCCCCCAGAGUUGUCCACAAGAGGAGGGAGACGAUCACAGCCCUGCCUCUCUACUACUCCGGACACCUGCUGAAGAAACACAGUAAAGACAAGGAUUUCAAGAAAUACUAUGGAGAGCUCCGUGGGUGUUCGCUGUUUCUGUACAAGGAUGACACACAGGAUACCUAUACAGAGAAGUUGGACCUGGACCAGCUGAAGUCGAUGGAGUCAGACUCUCCAUAUCAGAAGAAGGAACCCACUGUGUUCACUCUCAGCCUCAGCACAGAGAAGGUGCAACUUAAGAAGGAGCUUCCCAGUAAGCUGCAGCUGAUGCCUGGCCAGGUGUUACAGCUGAAGGAGGUUCUCGCUCAGGAAAUAAAAAGAAAAUCCCCAUCGUCACGUCCACCGCUCCCACCUCGACCAGGUUUCCUCUCAGGCCCGCCAUCCAAAGACAAACUGAGCUCUGAGAUUGCUGAGUGUUUCUUUGAUGUGACUCGAAAGGAGGCUGAGAAGAUGCUAGAGGAAAACCCAGAGUGUGGAAGCAUCAUCCUUCGCCCGUCCACCAUGCCCAACAACUACGCCUUGACCCUCAGACAAGUGUCAUCCAGCGGGCCUGUAAUGAAGAAUUACAGAGUGACCCAAAUAAACGCCGGAUUUGUGAUUGAACUGGAGACACCAGUGACCGUCAGCUCCCUGAAGGAUGUUCUAAAAUACUUCAUUGAAAAAACUGAGUAUCGGCUUUGUCCUUUCAUUCCAUCUCAGCCCUAUGACACUUUGAUCGAGGCGUCACCAGCUCCCAAGUGCCUCAACACAACCGCACGUGCACCUAAACCACUACCAAAGGCACAAGUGCCCCCUAUGCUGCGGUCACGGACCAAAGAGGAGAUUCUGCCAAACAAGCCUGAUGAGGGAGAAUAUGUCAUUCCUGAUGAUCCCAAUGACUCCAGCCUGAAUCUAGCUCAGUUGGAUGAUGAGCUCAGGAGAGCCCUAAAACAACGGAGAGAAAACAUCUAUGUUUCGACUGAUGAGAAAGUCUCCCCCUAUGAAACAAAACUGAAUGGAAAAACAACAAUCUAA
Messenger RNA from Pundamilia nyererei, 1065 nucleotides. Its product is annotated as signal-transducing adaptor protein 1-like. Lineage: Eukaryota; Metazoa; Chordata; Actinopteri; Cichliformes; Cichlidae. Gene Ontology annotation, biological process: positive regulation of B cell receptor signaling pathway; cell surface receptor protein tyrosine kinase signaling pathway. The record is from RefSeq and is a predicted model, not a curated record. The coding region runs from base 1 to 1065 and encodes 354 amino acids. Gene Ontology annotation, molecular function: protein kinase binding; signaling adaptor activity. The transcript has 9 exons.